Molecule: messenger RNA, 1821 nt
Organism: Neoarthrinium moseri
Lineage: Eukaryota; Fungi; Ascomycota; Sordariomycetes; Amphisphaeriales; Apiosporaceae
Exons: 2
Coding region: 1-1821 (606 amino acids)
Biological process (GO): fatty acid metabolic process
Molecular function (GO): medium-chain fatty acid-CoA ligase activity
Source: RefSeq, a predicted model, not a curated record
AUGGCCUCCACCCUGCCCCGACUCCCGCUCUUCGACGCCAUAUCGAAGCACGACCCAGAGUCCACGGCCGUCGUGCACUGUCUCUCCGGGCGCAGCUUUAGGUAUGGCGAGCUGCUGCCGGACGUCGCGCGCGCACGCGACAGGAUUCACCAGGCCGCCGGCAGGUCGGACGUCCGCGGCGAGCGCAUAGCCUUCCUGGUCGAGAACAGCUAUGACUAUGUCGUCACACUCCUCGCAGUCCUUGCCGCCCGCGCCAUCGCCCUGCCGCUGUCUCCCCCCUUCCCGCCGGCUGAACUGCAGUACAUCCUCUCGCACUCCGAGGCCCUCCUGCUUCUACACUCGCCCAGAUAUGCGACCAAGGCCCAGGAGGUCCUCUCAACGCCCUUCCCAGACCCGUCGCCCAAUCCCGCGCCCCAUCCGCAUCCGAAAUUGUUCGAGCUACCAAAACAUCUCGGCUCUACUUCUAGCCCCGAGGCCGUGACCUUGUCCGACGAUGUGGACUCCGAAGGCGCCGGCAUGAUGCUCUACACCUCGGGCACCACCAACCGACCGAAAGGAGUGCUUCUACCCGAGACGGCGCUAACGGCGCAGUGCCAAUCCCUCAUCUCGGCCUGGAAGUAUACCCCCGACGACCAGUUGCUGCACGUCCUGCCGCUGCACCACAUCCACGGCACCGUCAAUGCCGUGCUGACCCCCCUGAUCGCCGGCAGCGCCAUAGAGUUCCUGUUCCCCUUCAACGCCGACACCGUCUGGCGGAGGUUCGCGACUCCCUUCCUCAGCAAACCGCAGACCAAUGGCAUCCACACACCACCCCUGACCAAUGGCGAUGCCGCGGCGCAUGCAGCGACGGAGGAUAAGUACAAGAACAUGUCCACUGCGCCCAUAACCUUUUUCACCGUCGUGCCGACCGUCUACACCCGCCUCCUCUCCACGCAUCCCGGCCUGCCCGAACCCGUAGCUACGGCGGCGCGGCAGGCGAUCUCGCCCGCGCACAUGCGCGUCUCCAUCUCGGGGUCUGCCGCCCUCCCGACCCCCGUGAAACGGGCUUGGAAGGACCUUUCGCACGGCAACGUGCUGCUCGAGCGGUACGGCAUGACCGAGGUGGGCAUGGCGCUGUCCUGCGGCCUGUCGUCCGUGGACCGCGUGGACGGCUCCGUCGGCUGGCCGCUGCCGGGCGUCGAGGCCCGGCUCGUGGACCCGGAGACCAACGUGCUGAUCGCCGAGGGCGAGGAGGUCGACGGCGAGGGCCGCGAGCGCCAGGGCGAGAUCCAGCUCCGCGGGCCCAGCGUGUUCCGGGAGUACUGGCGCAACCCGGCGGCCACGGCCAAGGAGUUCGUCGAGGGCGAGGACGGCGCCGGCAAGUGGUUCCGGACGGGCGACAUCGCGGUGCGGCGGCCGGUGGGCGGCGGUGCCGGGGCCGGGGCGUCGGGCGGCUGGGCGCGCGGCCCCAUGUACUUCAUCCUGGGGCGGCAGAGCGCCGACAUCAUCAAGUCGGGCGGCGAGAAGGUGUCGGCGCUCGAGAUCGAGCGCGAGCUGCUGUCGCUGCCCAACGUGGCCGAGGCCGCCGUGCUGGCCGUGCCCAGCGGCCGCUGGGGCCAGAAGGUCGGCGCCGUCGUCGUCCUGGCCGAGGGCGAGCACCGCGCCCGCGGCUGGAAGCCCAUGGACAUGCGCCGCGCGCUGCGCGACCGCCUCGCCAACUACAAGAUCCCCCAGGUCCUGCGCGUCGUUGACGAGAUCCCCCGCAACGCCAUGGGCAAGGUCAACAAGAAGACCCUGGUGGCCGCCGUGUUCCGCGACGACUUUAGCGGCGACGAGAUGUGA